This is a messenger RNA of Darwinula stevensoni, 1023 nucleotides long. NCBI's taxonomy places the organism in Eukaryota, Metazoa, Arthropoda, Ostracoda, Podocopida, Darwinulidae. The record is from the annotation of a GenBank genome assembly.
AUGGUCCUGCCGGUAGAAGAAACGAAGAGCAUUGUGGACUCGGUAUUUGGGACCGCGGCGGUGACACUGUUCCGAGUUGCACAGGGCAUGGGUUGGGUGCAGCGACCAGGUGAGAAGUGGGAAAAGUACUCCGUGGAGACAAACUCGGAUAGGAGCAACGUAAUCGUCGGGACUCUGGUGGGGUUGUUCGUCUCCAACCUCGUCUUCUCCGCCGCAUGCCUCCUUCGCCUUGAUUUCGCAUCCAUCGAGGCUCUACACGGAGCCGUGUGCGCUUUUCUCUACGCCGCCACGGGGGGCAAUCUCAUCGACAGCGCGAGAUCCUCUGAUUCGCGCAAUGGGAAGAAUUUCGUCUUCGCUUCCGGUGUCGUUUGUCUCCUGCUCGGCUUCUCUUAUGUCGCGGUUGUCUUAAUGUAUCAGAAAGGAAGGACGUGCUUAGUCAUCAUCGACAUAGAGAACGAUGAUAGCCACAUCCCUAUUAGUAUAGUUGAAGUCAGAGUGAGAAAGAUGGUCACGACAGUCCAGACGAAACUAGGUGCCAGCUGUAAUUGGUGGACAAGCAUACUGGGGAUCGUUGCGCUGAUGCUUUUUCGGGCCGCACAAGAUGCGCGUUGGGACCAAGCGGCAGAACAAUCGGGAAGGACCUUCUAUGCGGGAUACCCAGCCCGACCUUCCAACGCCGAACCGACAACUAAACUAAACUUCGAUGAGGGUAAUAUAAUCGUCGGAACGGUGGUGGGGUUAUUCCUCUCCACCAUCAUCAUCUCUCUCGGCCGCAGCACCGAUAACGAUCUCGAAUUCACCGUAGGUUUUCAUCAACUUGUGAGUGCCGUGUUCUACAUGACCACAGGAAGUAUUCUCAUCGACAAUGCGAGAACUGCCGAAUCGUUCAAAGGAAUGGAUUUUCUCCUCGCUUCUGGAAUCGUUUGUCUCGUCCUCGGCCUCGUCUAUCUCAAGGCACCGACUGUGGCAUCACAAGAUGAGCCGGGCAACCCGGAACAGGCCCAAGAAAUUAGGGAUAACUAA